Kluyveromyces marxianus DMKU3-1042 is the source of this 1848-nucleotide messenger RNA. It is a transcript of the gene MET13, whose product is annotated as methylenetetrahydrofolate reductase (NAD(P)H) MET13. Gene Ontology annotation, cellular component: cytosol. The record is from RefSeq and is a predicted model, not a curated record. Lineage: Eukaryota; Fungi; Ascomycota; Saccharomycetes; Saccharomycetales; Saccharomycetaceae. The coding region runs from base 1 to 1848 and encodes 615 amino acids. Gene Ontology annotation, molecular function: FAD binding; methylenetetrahydrofolate reductase [NAD(P)H] activity. Gene Ontology annotation, biological process: tetrahydrofolate interconversion. The transcript has a single exon.
AUGAGAAUCUCUCAGAAACUACAGCGAGCGCAUGAGGACAGCAACCAGGACGCUACGUUCUCGUUCGAAUUCUUCGUGCCCAAGACCGCACAGGGUGUCCAGAACUUGUACGAACGGAUGGACCGCAUGUACCAGACCCAGCCCGAAUUUAUCGAUAUCACGUGGAAUGCCGGAGGCCGCUUGAGCAUGCUUUCCACAGACCUUGUUGCGACGUCCCAGGGCGUGCUAGGGCUCGAGACGUGCAUGCACUUGACGUGCACCAACAUGCCGGUUUCGCAGAUCGACGAGGCAUUGCAAAAGGCGUACGAUGCCGGGUGCCAGAACAUUCUAGCGCUUCGCGGGGACCCUCCGAUCAACUCGCUUGGCGAAGAAGAAGAGUGGAAACCGUGCGAAAACGGGUUUAGGUACGCCAAGGACUUGGUGUCGUACAUUCGCGAGAAGUACGGGGACCAUUUCGACGUUGGUGUUGCUGCGUAUCCCGAGGGCCACCCUGAGUGCGAGAGCGAGAGCGACUUGUUGCAGCAUUUGAAGGAGAAGGUGGACUGCGGGGCGGACUUUAUGAUCACGCAGAUGUUUUACGACGUGGACAAGUUCUUGGACUGGUGCGCCAAGGUGCGGGCUGCUGGCAUCAGCAUACCCAUCAUCCCGGGGAUCAUGCCGAUUACGUCGUAUCCGGCGUUCAUCCGUAGGACGCAGUGGUGCCAGAUCAACGUUCCGGAGAAGUUCAUCGCGAAGUUGGAGCCCGUGAAGGACGACGACCAGCUCGUCAGAGAGCUGGGCACCGAGUUGAUGGUGGAGCUCUGUACCAGGCUGCUCGAGUCCGGGUACGUCAACCACUUGCACUUGUACACGAUGAACUUGGAAAAGGCGUCGUUGAUGAUCUUGGAAAGGCUGGGGCUCUUGAAGAGCAGCGCCAGCGCCCGCAGCAGCACAAGCAGCAGCAGUGGCAGCCACAGCAUCGAGGAACCGCUCGAGCCGUUGCCCUGGAGAAAAUCGCUCAAUCCAAAGCGGAAAAACGAGUUGGUGCGCCCCAUCUUCUGGCAAAAGAGACCAUACUCGUACGUGGCUAGAACGUCGCUGUGGAACGAGGACGAAUUCCCCAACGGUCGUUUCGGUGACUCCUCCUCGCCAGCUUACGGUGACCUAGAUCUCUGCGGCCACUCUUUGAUCAGACAAUCCGUCAAGAAAUCCAUCGAGUUGUGGAGCACUCCAUCCAACUUGGACGACAUCAGCUCCUUGAUCAUCUCGUAUUUGGAAGGAAAAUUGAAGUGUCUCCCAUGGUCAGACGUGCCCUUGAACCACGAAGUCGACGACAUCUUGCUGGGCUUGAUCGACAUCAACAAACACCACAUCUUCACCAUCAACUCCCAACCAAAGGUCAACGGAAAACCUUCAACAGACCCCGUCGUCGGUUGGGGCCCAACCAAGGGCUACGUCUACCAAAAACAAUACUUGGAAUUCCUCUUGCCCAGAGACAAACUCCCUAGGUUCCAAGAACUAUGCAGCAAACACGACGACCACCUAACUUACUUCGCAAUCGACGCAAACGACGACUUGUCCACAAACCACCCGGAGGAGACCAGAGCAAACGCCGUCACCUGGGGUGUCUUCCCAGGAAGCGAAAUCCUACAACCCACCAUCGUAGAAAAGGUCUCCUUCCUCGCCUGGAAAGAAGAAUUCUACACCAUCUUAAAAGAAUGGAAAUUGACCUUCCAGGAACACAAGGCAGCCCAAUCCAUCAACCUCGUUAACGAGUUGAUCGAUAACUACGUCUUGGUCAACGUCGUGGACAACGACUUCAUCUCCCCAAACAACCACAUAUUCGACGUGCUACAACAAUUAUACUAA